AUGUUUGAAGGUUUGCUAAACUUAGGUACAAAGCCGUAUGUUUGCGACGUGUGCGGAAAGGCUUUCCAUCAAAAUGGCAAUUUCCGAAAUCAUCGAAUGACACAUGAAGAUCGGAAGAGAUUUCAGUGUCCCAUUUGCAAAAAGGGUUUCCAUCAGGCAUACAAUCUCGCCUUUCACAUGCAUACACAUACGAAGGAGAAGCCUUUUCAAUGCUCGGCCUGCGGCAAAGGAUUCUGUCGGAACUUCGAUUUGAAAAAACAUACAAAACGGAUGCACAUUGAUAAUAUUUCUCAAUAA
Molecule: messenger RNA, 297 nt
Organism: Cooperia oncophora
Lineage: Eukaryota; Metazoa; Nematoda; Chromadorea; Rhabditida; Trichostrongylidae
Source: the annotation of a GenBank genome assembly